Messenger RNA from Soboliphyme baturini, 638 nucleotides. The record is from the annotation of a GenBank genome assembly. NCBI's taxonomy places the organism in Eukaryota, Metazoa, Nematoda, Enoplea, Dioctophymatida, Soboliphymatidae.
AUGAAGCGGGAACUGAAGCAGAAGUUGUCAGAGCCUGUUGCUACACUGAUAAAGAAGUAUGGUCGAGGAAUUAUGAAGUCGUAUGCUGGCGAAAAGUACAAAGAUUGGUUCGAUGAUUUCGAGGAACACGUAAAGCAAGAAGAAUCGCUUAUUGCCACUCAAAUGGAUAAUUUUCUCAAGAAUGAUUCCGAUUAUGAACGAGUGUUAAACUACGAAAAAAUACCCAGCUGCAGUAGCAUCGCAGUUUCAGAGUACCAGGGCUUGACGAAAGAAUUCAGGGACAGUGUUAUCGGCUUACAGUAUAUGGUCGAAAUCCGGCCGCCAGCGCAGUCGAUGCCAGCUUACUACUGUAUCCUUUGCAACUACAUCACAACUUCCUGGGAGGUGCAUUGCUCUAUUCUGAGGCACUGCAUCGCAUACUUUAUGAAGCACUACAAAUCUAUCUACGAAUGCGUUGCUUUGGAAUCCAGCAACGAACAGCGUUUCCGGAAAUCCCUUACACUUGCCAAGGCGAACGUUCUUCAAUUAGAGGGCUAUUUGGCAAAACUUCAUACGGUCAUACUCUUAAAAGCAGAGUCUGAGGACAGCUUUAUAGCUAUCAAUUCCAACAUUGCCGAGCGAAUAGGUAAUAUAUAAUA